Molecule: messenger RNA, 9102 nt
Organism: Cygnus atratus (black swan)
Lineage: Eukaryota; Metazoa; Chordata; Aves; Anseriformes; Anatidae
Product: inverted formin-2-like
Exons: 23
Coding region: 90-4166 (1358 amino acids)
Biological process (GO): actin cytoskeleton organization
Molecular function (GO): actin binding; small GTPase binding
Source: RefSeq, a predicted model, not a curated record
CCCCGGAACGGGGCGCGGCAGCCUCGGGCGGGCAGAGCCCGGAGGCUGCGGGCUCCGCCGGAGGCUCCGCGGCCGCGGACAAACUGUUCAUGAUGUCAAUCAAAAAGGAAGGUGCCCACAAGAAAUGGGCUGCCCUGAAGGAGAAACUCGGGCCCCAGGAGACCGACCAGUCGGAGGCCAACCUGGAAAAUGCAGAGCCGGAGCUGUGCAUCCGUCUCCUGCAAAUGCCGUCAGUGGUGAACUACUCUGGGCUGAAGAAGCGGCUGGAGAACAGCGACGACGCUUGGAUGGUCCAGUUCCUUGAGCUGUGUGGGCUGGACCUCCUCCUGGAGGCCCUGGACAGGCUGUCUGGGAGAGGGGUGGCCAGGAUUUCCGACGCCUUGCUUCAGCUCACCUGCAUUAACUGUGUGCGAGCGGUCAUGAACUCCCACAAAGGCAUUGAGUACAUCGUGAGCAAUGAGGGCUAUGUCAGAAAACUCUUCCAAGCACUUGACACAACUAAUGUCAUGGUGAAAAAGCAAGUAUUUGAGCUCCUGGCUGCACUGUGCAUUUACUCAUCAGAUGGCCACACUUUGGCUUUGGAUGCCCUGGACCAUUACAAGAGUGUGAAGAACCAGCAGUAUCGAUUCAGUGUCAUAAUGAAUGAGCUCUCCAACACGGAUAAUGUGCCGUACAUGGUGACACUGCUCAGUGCUAUCAAUGCCAUCAUACUGGGGAAAGAAGACCUAAGAACAAGAACACAAAUACGAAAUGAGUUCAUAGGGCUUCAGCUGUUGGAUAUUUUAGACAAGCUAAGAGACAUAGAGGAGGAGGAUCUGCUUAUCCAGUGUGAUACAUUUGAGGAGUUCAAGAUAGAAGAUGAUGAGGAAUUAUUAAAGAUAUGUGAUGGGAUAAACAUGAACGAUCACCAUGAGGUCUUUUCAUCUCUCUUCAAUAAAGUGAGCCGCUCUCCAGUCUCCAUCCAGCUGCUGUCCAUUCUCCAGAGCUUGCUCCACUUGGAGCCGUCUCAUCACUCCAGCCUCCUGCUGUGGGAGUCCUUGGAUGCAGUAGUGAACAGAGCACUUUUGCUUGCAAAUGACAUCCAAGGAAACACAGUGGAAGAAGUCAUUGAGAGGUUGUUAUCUAUCAAGAAACAUCCAAACAAGCAAAAGAGAGCUGAAAACCGUCUUUCUGGGAAUGCGAACAGAGGCAUCCGUACCGAAGUAGAACUAGAACCAUGUGCAAGUGCAGUUCAGAGCCUGGUGGGAUCAGCAAACCCCUCCAAGGCACCAGCACCUCCCUCAGGACCACCUGCCAAUGAAGAAAAGAUCUCGUCCUGCCAGCUCUCAGCUUGCUCCGCUUUACCACAGACAUCUAACCUACCACCCAACGUUGCUCCUGCCCCUCCACCUCCACCCCCACCACCUCCACCCCUGCCCUCUGGCAUGGCAGCUGUGCCCCCCACAUUCCCCAUGAUGAAUACGCCUCCAGCCCCUCCACUCCCUGGCAUCCCUCCUCCUCCAAUGUCCAGCAUGGGGGGCAUCCCUCCUCCUCCACCUCCAUUGCCUGUCAUAGGGGGCAUCCCUCCCGCUCCACCCCCAUUGCCUGUUUGUGGGGGUAUCCCUCCACCACCACCACCACCACCAUUGCCCGGCAUGGAGGGCAUCCCUCCACCACCCCCAUUGCCUGCUAUGGGGGGCAUCCCUCCUCCUCCACCACCCCUGCCCGGCAUGGGGGGCAUACCUCCUCCUCCACCAUUGCCUGGUAUGGGGGGCAUCCCUCCUCCGCCCCCAUUGCCCAGCAUGGGGGGCAUCCCUCCUCCGCCCCCAUUGCCUGGCAUGGGGGGCAUCCCUCCUCCACCCCCAUUGCCCGGCAUGGGGGGCAUCCCUCCUCCUCCACCACCACUGCCCAGCAUGGGGGGCAUCCCUCCGCCACCACCCCUCCUGCCCAGCAUGGCAGGAGAUCACAUAGAAGCUGUCGUGGCCUCCCAAUUCGGCUGCCCUCUCGGCUCAGCCAGGCCUCCCCGCAAGACGGUGAAGACGCCAACGUUGAGGAUGAAGAAGCUGAACUGGCAGAAGCUGCCCUCCAACGUGGUGAGAGAAAGUCACUCAAUGUGGGCUUCAGUCAGCAGCAGCAGCGAGGAAACUAUAGAGCCCAAUUAUACAAGCAUAGAGCAGCUGUUUUGCUUUCCGCAGCCAACCCCCAAGGAGAAAACGGCCGCACCGGUGAAGGCAGAACCGAAGGAGAUCACAUUUUUGGACUCCAAGAAAAGUCUCAAUUUGAACAUAUUUUUGAAGCAAUUUAAAUGCUCCAACGGAGAGGUGGCUGCCAUGGUCCAGAACGGGGACCGGACAAAGUUUGAUGUUGAGGUCCUGAAGCAGUUGCUGAAGCUGCUGCCUGAAAAGCAUGAGAUAGAAAACCUGAAGGCCUUCAAAGAAGAGAAAUCAAAGCUAGCAAACGCAGAUCAGUUUUAUCUUCUCCUCCUCCAGAUUCCCAGUUACCAGCUGCGGAUUGAAUGUAUGCUGAUCUGUGAGGAGACCACCGUUGUGCUGGACAUGAUUCAGCCAAAAGCUGGAGCCAUCCGGAGAGCCUGCGAAGAUCUUCUGAACAGUCAUCGCCUGCCGCUCUUCUGUCAACUGAUUCUCAAAGUUGGAAACUUUCUGAACUAUGGAAGCCACACGGGGGACGCUGAUGGGUUUAAAAUCAGCACUUUACUCAAACUAACAGAAACCAAAGCCAACCAAACACGCAUUACGCUGCUCCACCAUAUUCUGGAGGAAGUAGAAAACAGCCACACGGACCUACUGGAACUGCCAGAAGAUCUUGAAUACGUUUCAAAAGCAGCAGGAAUUAAUCUUGAUAUUAUACGCUCUGAGUCCAGUACCAAUCUAAAGAAAUUGCUGGAGCUUCAACGAAAGGUCUCAUCAUCAAAUGACGAUGUGAAACAACAGUAUGAGAAGCCUAUCCAGGAUAGCAUUGAUGCCGCCAGAAAGCUGGAAGAAGAAUUUGAAACCAUCGACAGGAAAAGAGAAGAGCUUGCAAAUUAUCUCUGUGAAGACCCAAGCAAGUUGUCCUUAGAGGACAUAUUUAGCACCAUGAAGACCUUCAGAGAUCUCUUCAUUCGAGCCCUGAAGGAAAACAAGGACAGAAAGGAGCAAGCUGCAAAAGCAGAGAAGAGGAAGAAACAGCUGGAAGAAGAAGAGGGGAAGAGACAGAAGGGAGAAAAUGGAAAAGUCAUUAAGAAGGGGGUGGUGAAGCAGGAGGAGGUGUGCGUCAUUGAUGCGUUGCUGGCCGACAUAAGGAAAGGGUUCACACUGAGAAAGACAAAGAACAGACACGAGUCGGAUGCACUUCCUAAAACCUUGCCUGUGGAGAGCCCAGAGGAGAACCAGGCUGGGAAGAGCAUUAAGGAUCCACAAGCAGGAGGAAUGCAGAUCGAUGAUAAGGCCAAGCAAAACAGUGAUGGUCAUCCCUCAGAAAGCACCACCACCUCGACCACAACUAUCCCAGAGAUGGGUAAAGAUGUUACAGAUGCCUCAGCUCCAAACCAGGCAUUACCUGAAAACAACACUGGAGGAAAUUUGCCACCCGGGUCCCGGACAGAAGGCCACCUGGUGGAAGCUGAUGGAACCAGUCAGCCUGAGCAAGGUGCUGGGAUGGCAAACCUCCAGCCAAGCACAAAGAGCAGCUCCAUUGCCUUGUCUCCCACUAACAUAGGUGCUGGGAUAAAGUUUGCGAGCAGCAGUUCAGGCGCUGCUCUGAGAGAGCAGCUCAAUGGGUCUAUCUCAGAGGAGCAGGACAACGAACACCCAGGGAAUGGCUUGGAGAGCUGCAGGCUGGCGCAGGAGCAGGACACCCGGCUGAGCCAGGACGGGGUCGAGCCUGGCAGUGCUCCAUCUGCUCCCUGUGACAAGGCUCACCAGGCAGGGUCAAAAGAGAUGGCAAAGGAGAACGAAGAACCUGGUACAGACUCACUGUUGGACACCUCUCAAGAGAAGUCCUUCUCGGAGGAGCCAGCCACCGACUCCUCUUGUUCAGCAACACUGCCCCCAGGGCAAAGUCAUACAGACAGAGAAAAACAGAGGACGUCUGGAAAACGUAGGAAGAAGAGACACAGCAAAAGCUACUCAGAGGUUGAGACUGAUACUGGAGAUAAUAAAACAAAACUAGGUUGUGUGGUACAAUGAGGAAUGUGUUUAUUCUUCAGCAUCCCUGUGCCUGGGGGGCUGGGAGCCCUGCUCCUGCCCAGCCCAAGGCCCCAGGGGCAUGGAACAGAGGAAGCUCUGCAGGAUUUCCACAUAUGGUUACUUUUGUUUCUGCACCUGAAGCAUCACUGCAAGCAAGAGAAAAUGAGACAUAUAUUGGGGUAGUUACACUCCUGACUAUUCCUGCCCACUCCUCUUGGCCCCUUCUGUACUGCACCACUGGAUUAUAUCACGGGUAAAAGGGAAGUAGCACUGUCAGUUUAAAAGUCCUAAUGAAGAUUUCCAGCAAGAGGAAGAAAUAGUAGCAGUGAGGCUUGGGUAAGAAACAGAGGAGGACCACUGGUUUUGCUGCACCGGGAGGGCAGCUGAAACCAGGAGCCAUGUAACUCAGAUUAUGUAUGUUUUAAACACAGGGAUUCCAGCACACAGGCUUUAAAAAAAUAAUAUUUGAAAAAAAAAAGGAUAUGCAGACAGCUUUGUAGUCUCCUUUGAAGACGUAGGAAAGCAAGAUAGAGGAGGGCAUGGAAAACCAGAACUUUUAGGAAGUGACUGAGUCAGGCAACUGUUCAAGUACUUCCUCAAAAGGCCAGCAGCUCCCGCAAGUGUUUGCUGCUGCAAAGGCAGUAGCGAGCAGCACCUUAAAACCUGUAAUUUCCCUUUUCCCCUCCUCCCAUUGUUACGUCAUUUGGAAAGGUUAUCAGAAACAAAAUCCAUUUGCUUCUCUUAGUCUCCAGCUGCAGUGUGUCCUCACCCAAAUGCAACUCAAGUCUGUGCCUCUUGAUAUGACAGCCUCAGCAAACCUGAAGUGCUCCCCAUCAAAUGAUGGGGAAACCCAGGAAAAGAAAUUAAAUAUUUUUUCCUCGGGUGAUCCACCUGAUUUAUAACCCUGCCUAUCUUUGUUCAGAUCACCUUUGAUCUCUUGGCCCAAAUACACAGUCUGUUCAGGUCACAGCACCAGUUCUCUUGGUACAGGAUAUUUCUCUGCCUGAUUUGCUGGAGCUCGAAUUUGCUGGGCUGAAGUGAAGCUGCAGGAAUCUUCCUUCAUGUGCAGAUCCAGUUGUGAUCAAGACUUAGUCUCCUUUUUCCCUAAAUCUUCACAGCUUCUGUAACAUCGGAGUAAGGGCCUACCAGGAACAGCCUGUGGCUCUAUGAAGUAAUACUUCAGAGCUGUAAAAGGAUGGCUGUAAGCAGCUAUUCAGCUCUUCCUUUUCAACUAUAAGUUGUUAUACAGCAGUUUCUGUAUUACCAUCGUUAUUCUUUAAAUGUCAGCUUUCAUACCCAAAGAGUGGUGUCUCAUGUUAUCUCCGUAUUCCUGAAAGAAAUGGUUUAGCCCAUUUCCCAUGGAAUCAAGGUACUGGUGGUCACCCUGUGUGUGUGUGUGUCCUGGUAACAUCCUAAACUCAUUUCCAACCACAUUUGAAAAAGAAUUUGAAGAAAGAACAUUUUACAAAAGCUGAUAGUCAGGGGACACUGUACAAAGGCCUGGACUCGGAGCUGUUUCAGUUUCCUUGUAUGGAACCAAAAUAGCGUAAUUAAGCUAAUGGUUGUUUUCCUGUACGACAUUUGCCUUCAUGUUUCUCAUUAGAAAUUCUUCAGUCCUUGAGUGGGACAAGUGCUUAAAAAUGACAGUACACAGCUCUGUCCUUCUGACAGUCCAGACUCCCUCAAGAAACACCUCUGAUCAGAUGGGAGCCUGCCCACAGGUCAGGGAGCAAAGGCACAGGAUACACACGUUGCUGCAUCAUACUCUGACAAAAAUUAUGUUCGUGCCCUCUGAGUCCCCCUCCUCAUGGCCAGGACCCAGCUCUGCUCCCCAUUAGCGCCCCUCACACAAGGUGGGAGAUCCUUCAUCUGCAUGAAAUGCCACACACAGACUUCGUUUCACAACAGUUUGACAGUGGGGCCCAGGACUAAAGUACUGGACGAAAUGUCCUUUGGACAAAACAAGGUGAGUCUCCAGAUUUAUUAGUUCAACAAUAUAAUGCCUAGAAGUAUAUCCCAUUAUUCUGCUUGGAAAACACAAAACUCACGUUGUUGGACCAAACCAGUACCUAGCUUAAAAGCAGAGUUGCCCAGACCCUUGAACAUCAGUGCCAGUUCUGGAAAUAUAGCAGAUGUUUUUAUCACAUACAUAAAGUUUUAGCACUACCAGUUUAAGUUAUCUGAGGGACAUGAAACCAGUUCCCCUAGACCACUCUCAUUUUCGAGUUGCAAACAGUUUUUAUCUUCCCCUCCUCCUGCAGGCGUCACAGCAAGGCAGAAGAAAUAACGGAGGCCUGGACACGCGCUAACUCGUCCCCAGAGCACUGCCAGCUGCUCGGAAGCCAGGCUCUGCGUCGCUGAAACACCUCCCGCAGCCACCUCUGCCCUGACCAGACGCCAUGCUCCCCCUCAAGCAGCCUUCCACCCCUUGCCCAAAGGCCCGAUGAGCUGCCCCGGAGACAUCAGCACCCUCAGCCCGUGCCUUACGCGACCUGCGCUGCGCCCUGGCACCCAUGGGGACAUGGGCCUGGUCGAUGCGCAGUGGCGGGGAAGGCAUGGGUCUCUCGGCUUCCGUCCCCAAAGCCAAAUUCCUCUGCUGGCUCUUAGGCCAAACUCCUCUUGAUGUGCCAGCUGAGUGUGGCCCAAGAAAGGACUGCAGUGUUCAGCCCUCGGAGGAAUUUUAAAAAUAGCAGUGCCUCGACUAAAUGAAGAGUAUAAAUUCAGCAGUGGCUGUACCCUCACAGGGAGAAGCGUGUUACUCCCCCUUCCCAUUGCCUACUGUCAAUUUAUAUUCGACUAGAUCCAAAACCCAGAUCAGACAUAUGUAUUUGCACUCUCAAUCAUUUAAAGCAAGGAAAAUCAGUUAUAGGAACAAAACAAAAAAUGCAUUUUUGUAAAUGUCCAUAUAAACAGUGUCUGGCUCCCAGAUAGUGCUUAUGUGCAAUUAAGUUGAAGCACAUCUGUAGCCUUGCAGUAGUCUUCUCACACAGACAGGUACGUGCGUAAAUUUUCGGAGAAUCAGGGCCCAAGCUCCUGUUAUUAAAGCAACAGAAAGAGUUUUUUCAGGGUGCUUGGUUAGAUGUAUUUUAAGCUUAUUUAGUAAAUCUCCAGGUUUUAAUACCAUUGUCAGCUGCUUGCACUCAGAAGCCUUUGCAUUCGAGCUGCAGAACGUGUACGUUCAUGUUACUUUUGCUUUGAAACUGGGAAUGUGCAGUAUUGUGUUUUAAAGACUCAGAGCUUUAUUUCUUAAGUUUUGUAAUAACAUUGUAUCAUAGUUUUGUACAUAGCUGUCGAUUUAAAAUUAUCGAUGUUUAUUGAAUUUAUGAUGUGAUAGUGUGCUGAAACAUGAAUCAAGUGGAAGAGAUUGCUACAUUUAAGAACUCUGCCUUUGUAUGGUAACCACUGUGUUUAGACUAAUGUUCAGGCUAAAGCUUAUUUUGCUUUGCUGAAUAGGACUUGUAACGUCCUUGUAAUACUGAACACUUUGCUGGACUAAUUUAGAAGUUACACCAAGAAUUAAAUCACUGGGUUUCUUUUAAUCUAAGCAUUGUUACUGAAAAUCAGUUAACAAAAGCAAAGAUGAAUUUAAAGUAGACGCAUGGGCAGACUCAGGUCAGGAAGCCCCACAGAGCAGCACAGCCCUGUUGCAGCUCAAAUCUGGUUCGUAGCUGGCAGAAGCAGGCUGAGCUCCACCCUUUCCUGCAAAACUGGAUAACCCGCCCCAGGUUUAACUUGUGUGACUGUCACAUUUACAGUUUUCUCUUUCCUUCCUCCCCCUUCCAGUCUCAGAGCAUGUCACCCAUGUAUCAAUCUUUCUUGCUCUAAUUAAUCCAAUUUAUCUGCUCUCAGAUUAGACCCCAGCCUACAAAAAAUCUGAGUAUCAAAGAUUUUCUCAGCACCUUUGCAACCUUCAAGUUCACAGCAGGAGCCUGCAGCCCAGGUUGGCAGUGAGCAGCCAGCCUCCUCCAGCCCCCACCUUGUUGUUUUAUCAAUAGGAAAAAAAAAAAAAUCACUUUGAUAUUCAGGAUUUGGGAGCAAACAAGCUUUCUUGGUGUUACUUAGGGAACAUUACCUGCUGAUACCCCUGGCAGGCUUAUUUCUUCAGAUGCUGCAGUAUUCGUCCAUCUGGGUCUUUCAGCUACCCCCAUUUCCACCCAGAGAGAAAAACUUAUCACACAGUUUUUAUUGCUCUGAAUAGAAAGAGAGAGCAUUCAAAAGAGGACCUUCAAAGAGAGGGCAUUUGACAUUACCUUUCCACUCUCCCCAAGAUUUUACAGAGAAAUUGGUUACUUUGAGCCACUGCUUGUUCUUUGUUCUGUAGUCAUCUGUGAAAAUUAUAUUAAAUUAUCUACACAAUCAGAUCCCAACUAAAAACAGGUCAAAGUGCAGCAUUUAUAAUGUAUUACUGCAGAGCAGCUCUGCUACCAUUACAGUGAUUAUUUAACAAGAACAGGGGGAUGGAGUCAGAACAGGUCAAAGAAAGAUGUUCAACUGGCACAUGCAGUUUUGCUCCAGUUGUGACUUUUAAAUACAGUUCACGAUCCUGAAGAUUUUCUCAGUGUUUGCAAGGCCAAAUUAAAUGCUGAUAAAAGCAAUUACUUUUUCAGCCAUUUCAACAGGUCUGUGCUCAUUUAAGCCAACAGUAAGUUUGGAUCUCAAAAAAAUAAUUCUUAUGGUAUAUUGCAGCAACUGCCCAGAGUCUGUGAAUGUUUUACCAUUCUAGAAACCACAAGUUUCUAGCUGUCAAAUAACUGCAGAUUCCUGAAAUAGGCAUUGGCUACAUGAUGAAAAUGAAGCUAUGGAAGAAAUCAGCAGAAGUUUUUUCCAAGUACUUCACAUCAGAAUUUGGAUAUGUUGAAGGGGAUGGAACUUCAGGGUUUGUUUGUUUUUUAAUUUCAAUACUGCAAAUAUUUCAAAAUUUAGAAUAAAAGAAGUC